This is a messenger RNA of Coregonus clupeaformis (lake whitefish), 5978 nucleotides long. It is a transcript of the gene cntnap5b, whose product is annotated as contactin associated protein family member 5b. The coding region runs from base 379 to 4365 and encodes 1328 amino acids. The record is from RefSeq and is a predicted model, not a curated record. The transcript has 23 exons. Lineage: Eukaryota; Metazoa; Chordata; Actinopteri; Salmoniformes; Salmonidae.
CACACAUAUAUACACACACACACACACACUUGAAAAUGAAGCAGGUGAGAUGCUCACUGCGUGCUCAAAAUUCGGAUUGAUUUCCCAUUGGAGUCGCGACGAUGCUAGUGCGUUGGAACGCACCAGAAGUAACCACCAAUCCUUGAUGAAGAACGUAAAGCUAUUGUCCUUAUAAAUAGCGACUUUUGUUGCUUUGGAAACAACAUAUUUAAGAUGAUAUUUGUGAAAGGGUCUCUACGAUUUAAUCACAUGGCUUUUCCAAAAAUAUCUCGGGGGUAGAGCUGGAAAGCCACCGGAACAUUCUGAGCGGCGACGCGCAUACGUUUGGAGAUAUUUUCUGUAGACCACGGGCAGAUGCUGUAACGCAACUUGGAUAUAAUGCCUGCUGUGUUGGCGAAAAUGAGCUCGAGAAGCGCCUCAUGGUUCUAUGCAUUCAGUGUCUUUGUUUUGAGUAUUUGUGGAUCCACACAUGCAGCAAAUAAUUGCAAUGGACCAUUGCUAUCAGUUUUGCCUGAGUCAUCCUUCAAAAGCUCUUCAACAUCCUCCAACAGUCAGCUGCCUCACUUUGUUAAGCUAAACAGAAGAGAGGGAGAGGGUGGCUGGGCCCCGGAGCGGUCAGACAGACAGCCGUGGCUCCAGCUGGACCUCAGGGAGAAGAUGGAGGUCACGGCCAUCGCUACACAGGGCCGUUCAGGGAGCUCUGACUGGGUGAACAGCUAUAUGCUGCUGUUCAGUGACUGUGGCCUGGUGUGGAAGCAGUACGGACAGAGCGAAGACACUGGGACGUUCACAGGGAACACUAACUCAGAGGGUGUAGUCCAACACAAGCUGGUCCAUUCCGUCACAGCUAGGUUCCUACGCUUUGUCCCACUGGACUGGAGCACUACAGGAUGGAUCGGCCUCAGAGUGGAGGUCUAUGGCUGUGUGUACAAGUCAGAUGUGGCAGACUUCAACGGCAGGAGUGCUCUGUUGUACCGGUUUAACCAGAAGUCCCAGAGCACGGUGAAGGAUGUGAUCUCCCUCAGGUUUAAGAGCAAUGGGGCAGACGGGGUGCUGGUGCACGGGGAGGGACACAGAGGAGACUAUCUGACAUUAGAGCUGCACCACGGGACCCUGGCUCUGCACCUCAACCUGGACGACGCUAAGCUCUACCCCAGCAGUGGGAACGUGUCAGUGGGCCUGGGCAGUCUCCUGGAUGACCAGCUCUGGCACUCCGUCCUAGUUAAACGCUCCAACAAGCAGGUCAACCUCACCGUGGACGGGCACACAUGUCACCUCAGCACCACAGGUGUGGAUGACUCACUGGAGGUGGACUAUGAGCUCAGCUUCGGAGGAAUUCCUAUACCCGGUAAACCAGGAAGCUUCCUGAGGAAGAACUUCCAUGGCUGCAUAGAGAACCUCUACUAUAAUGGAAUCAACAUCAUCAACCUGGCCAAGCGACGCAAGCUCCAGAUUCACAGUGUGGGCAACGUGACCUUCUCGUGCUCCGAGACCCAGCCCCAGAUGGUGUCCACCACCUUCCUGUCCUCCAGUAGUAGCUACCUGUCUCUACCCCUGGAGCCUCCUGGAGUGUGGGGGCUGGACGUACACUUCCACUUCAGGACCUGGAACCAGGAAGGACUUCUGUUCUCCACCGGCCUGGCACAGCACCUGGUGUUGCACAUCAGCAGAGGCCAACUGCACCUAAUGGUCCAUGGAGCUGCUGAGCAGAAAACAAACAUUUCCAUAGACGUCAGUGUAACUGAUGGACUGUGGCAUUCUGUUAGUCUGAGCUACAGAGAUCUGAAGGUUUCCCUGGUCUUGGACAAUGAGCCAGCAUCUACCAUGGAUGUACAAAGUCAUGCAGACUCAGGCAAUAGUGUAUUUUUUGGAGGUUGUCCCCAACACAGUGGUGGCUGUAAGAACCCUACUGUGGCCUUCCAGGGGUGCAUGCGUCAGAUCCUCCUAAACAACAAACUUAUGGAUCUACCCCGUGUGCAGCAAGGGCUUUUGGGUAAUUACAGCAAGCUUGAGUUUGACAUCUGUGGGAUCCGCAACAGAUGUCUGCCUAAUUUUUGUGAGCAUGACGGACGAUGCACCCAAUCAUGGGAAACUUUCUACUGUGACUGCUCAGGGACAGGCUACACUGGAGAAACCUGUCACAACUCUAUUUAUGAAGCGUCGUGUGAGGCACACAGACAAAUGGGGAGUACGUCUGGCAACUUUUACAUUGAUCCAGACGGGAGUGGUCCUCUAAAGGCAACACUGGUCUACUGCAACAUGACUGAGGACAAGGUAUGGACAGUGGUGGGCCACAACAACAGUGGGUCUGUGAAUGUGACUGGAGCCACAACAAAGAAGCCGUAUGUGAUGCGGUUCAACUACACUGCCUCUCUGGAGCAGCUCCGCACUCUGAUUGGACGGUCUGAGCAAUGUCAACAGGAAGUGGUCUACAGCUGCAGGAAGUCCCGUCUCUUCAAUACUUGGGAUGGAAGGCCCCUAUCAUGGUGGCUGGACCGAAGUGGAGAGAAACAGACCUACUGGGGAGGCUCUGUACCUGGGGUCCAACAGUGCUCCUGCAGCCUGGAGGAAAACUGCAUCGACAUGAACUACUUCUGCAACUGUGAUGCAGACACAAACUUAUGGGUAAACGACACAGGAUUGCUCUCCUACAAAGAUCACCUACCACUGACUGAGAUUGUAAUAGGAGACACCAACAGGACAGGCUCAGCAGCUGUUUACAGAGUCAGCUUCCUUCACUGCAAUGGUGACAGGUUCCUGUGGAAUGCAGCCUCUUUCUAUCCAGGGUCAUCGUCCCUCCACUUCCCUAAGUUCCAGGCUGAGCUCAGUGCUGACAUCUCCCUGUACUUCAAGACCACAGCUUCAUCUGGUGUUCUCCUGGAGAACAUGGGGACCACUGACUUCAUCACCCUGAAGUUGACAUCUACCUCGGCUGUAACAUUCAGCUUUGACGUGGGGAACGGCCCGGUGGACUUGACGGUGACGUCCCCUGUCCCCCUAAAUGAUAAGCAGUGGCAUUACGUUAGGGCUGAACGCAACCUGAAGGAGGCCUCCCUGCAAGUGGACCAGCUGCCCCUACACACUCUGGAGGCCCCCUCUGAAGGACACUACCGCCUGCAGCUCAAAAGCUUACUGUUCAUAGGAGGAUCCACCUUCAGAGAGAGCAGUUUCCUGGGCUGCAUCCGUGCAUUGACCCUGAACGGCGUGACCCUUGACCUGGAGGAGCGGGCCAAGUUGACCCCAGGAGUGACCCCAGGCUGCCCUGGCCACUGCAGCGGCUCUGCUAGCAUCUGUCAUAACAGAGGGCGGUGUAUGGAGAAGAACAGUGGAUACGUCUGUGACUGUACACACUCUGCCUACAAUGGACCACACUGCAAGAAAGCAGUGUCAAUGUCCUUUGAGAGUGGCUCCUCGGUGACCCUUACCUUCCAGAUGCCUUUUCCAGUCAUCCACAACAGAGACAGAGGUAGCCAGUCGUCUAGCAGUCAGCCAGUCCAUAGCCAGUCCUCAGCCAUCUAUGCCCACAACAUCGAGUUCAGAGAAAACGUCGCCUUCAGCUUUCUGACAACUCACACCCCUGCCAUGUUGCUCUGUGUCAGCACCUACCAUCAACAGUACCUGGCUAUCAUCCUCGCUAACAACGGGAGUCUGCAGAUCUGGUACCGUUUGAACAGAGAGAAGAGAGCAGAAAUCUUUACUCCCAAAGCCUCCAGCCUAGCCGAUGGGCAGCUCCACCGUGUCCAAGUACACCGGGAGGGUAAAGACCUUUAUGUCCAGAUUGACAAAGACAUCGACCAAAAAUACAACCUUUCUUCUGACACGAAGAUGAACACACUACGAACAGUGACUUUGGGUAAAGUCACAGGUACAUCAGCAGGACUUGCUGGUUUGGAUGAGGAGGUGCUUAGGGCAGGAUCGAAGGGUUUCAUUGGCUGCCUGUCGUCUGUCCAGUUCAAUCAUUUGACACCACUGAAGACAGCCAUUCUGAAUCAUGGAAGCUCAUUGGUCCGUGUUCUUGGCAAUCUAGUUGAAUCGAACUGUGGAGCCUUGGCUGCAACUUCACAAUCAGCAUCUGAGGGCGGCGAUAGCGACGUAGAUCGACUGAAGAAGACAAGGAGUGAUUCAGCAGUAAUUGGAGGUCUCAUCACAGCUGUGUUCCUCAUCACCCUCUGUGCCAUGGCCGUGACGUCAUGGUUCCUGUACCGCCGCUGCAGCCGCACCCACCCACAGGAGAAGGCCUCCAUCUCACAGAAGAAGGAUCCCAGACACAGCCUGGAGCACAGCUACCCUGUAGACUUGGUCUUGGAUCUAGACCUGGACCUGCACAGCUCUGUGAGACACAACAGAAAGGAAUACUACAUCUGAUGCCAUGGAGUCUUACUCACCAUAGCCUUCUUUGCCCACCCUCCUGCCUCCUGUUCCGCGCACUGUUCUGCCUGGCCUCAACUACAGAACAGGCCCCUCUGGGUAGAGCAGCCAUUCGACACAAAACCCAGUGUUAGUCACCUGCCCGUCCCUGGGCUUUCUAGGAGCAGUGAUCAUUGGUGAUUUAUUCCCUGUGUGACUACAAGAAUGACCCAAUGGAGGAUGGUAAUUCUGCAGCUUUAUAUCUGUUUAGUGGGGCAUGGGAGCUGUACCACUUUUGAUGUGCAAUGACAAUUGGAGAAAAUGUAUUAAGUUGAUCACAUAUCUACUUUAUAUUAUAUUGCUCUAAAGUCAGGAGACAAAAAGCCUCAAAUUCAAAGAAUCAGAUCCACCCCAGUGACUUCAUAAGCCCGUUUUAUACAGCCUUGCAUUCUGAAUGUAUAAUUAAAGGGAUUUUCUGUAGGGGUUGGUUGGGUACCGGUACUCUAACUCACUUACUUGUAUUCACUUGUGGAUUCUGAAUGUGAUAAUGAUGUUCGACCAUCUGCCAAGGCAAGGUCUGGGCAAGCAAUGCACCUGUUCUUGCUCCCUGGCUAAACCACUGAUCAAAUCUCACUGAAAAGCAUUGUGGCUGUGUGCCAAGGACUUUGUGGCUGGCCCCUUUUGCUCUCUGAACACAUCGGUUUUCUGUUUCCAAUAUGUUGUUUGUUGCGCCCUCACUGCAAAUAACCAUUUUAUUAUUUCUUCAUCCACCAUCACCGACAUCCUGCAACAUGUUAUGAUUUUAUGAAUCACCAAAGAGUGGUACAGUAAACGCAUACUAGAUGUCCGAAAGUCCAAAUGUAGUACAGUACAAUGUUAUGUGAUUGUGCUAGUAACUUAAUUAUCUCUAGACCUUAAGAAGAUAAUUAGAGGGAAUCUAGGGUAGAAAGGUAGGUUCAUUCUCAGGAGAGCUCUUGUCCUGGUUGUUGUUGUGAGUUUUGUUGAACAGAGAAGUACAGUAUUGUACAAAUUUGCUACAGUCUCCUCCAGAAACCAUGUUACUUGCUCUUACAUUGGUAAAAAAGCAAGGCUUUAUAUUUUGCACAUUUAGCAAACCAACAGAACAACUAAAUUGGACAACAAAUCUGUGUAGAAAGCUUGCUAUACGAAUGAAACAUGUAUUCAGGGGAUGAUCUUCUGUCAUGAAAGACCCACAAUAAAGGAUUGUUAUUGCCUGAUUAUAUUAUUUCAAGUGCAUUAGGUCAUUUAUCUAAAGUAUUUUACUGUAAAAGAUUUACAAACCCCACUGACACAAUUAUUGAAUAUGAUUCAUUGAAAUAUUAAAUUAAUUUUGAAUUAGUUUUAUAGAAUUCUUCAGGUAUAUUGUAAACAAAUGUAUAUUUAAUAAAGACAUUUUUACAGGUUUAUGUGAAUAACAGUGUAUGUUGUGAUUUGAUAUGAAAUAUGUUAUUCUUAUCUCACUUUCCCAAAUCUAUUUUGCCUCUUCUAUCUGAGCUUGGGUCAGUACAAAGUACACACUGUUAUCUGUCAUAUUAUCUUAAAAACAUUCAUUAUCAAAGUCUGGCAUUGUGAUUUAUCCACAAUAUAAUUGACCCCACGCUAUCACACAC